GCUACCAUGUGCAUUGGACCAGAGGGGGAUAUGAACGGUGUCCUGCCUGGGGAGUGUGCAGUUAGACUGGCAAAAGCUGGUGCUGCAAUUGUUGGGGUGAACUGCCAUUUUGACCCAACAUUUUCCCUUAAAACGGUGGCCCUAAUGAAGCAGGGUUUGGAAGCUGCCAACGUGAAGGCUCAUCUCAUGGUACAGCCGCUCGCUUACCACACGCCCGACUGUGGCAAACAGGGGUUCAUUGAUUUACCGGAAUUUCCCUUUGGCCUGGAGCCGAGGAUUGUUACUAGGUGGGACAUUCAGAAGUAUGCACGGGAGGCCUAUGAACUUGGUGUCCGGUAUAUCGGUGGCUGCUGUGGUUUUGAACCCUACCACAUCCGAGCAAUAGCAGAAGAGCUGGCACCAGAAAGGGGGUUUUUGCCACAAGGAUCUGAAAAACACGGCAGCUGGGGCAGUGGUCUGGAAAUGCACACUAAACCCUGGGUUCGGGCAAGGGCAAGAAAGGAUUACUGGGAGAAACUGGCGCCAGCUUCAGGCAGGCCAUACUGCCCGUCUAUGUCCAGGCCAGAUGCCUGGGGAGUGACCAAAGGAGCAGCGGAGCUGAUGCAGCAGAAGGAAGCCACCACUGAGCAGCAACUCAAG
Messenger RNA from Ailuropoda melanoleuca (giant panda), 639 nucleotides. Its product is annotated as betaine--homocysteine S-methyltransferase 1. The annotation marks the transcript as partial. Gene Ontology annotation, biological process: L-methionine salvage. The record is from RefSeq and is a predicted model, not a curated record. The transcript has a single exon. NCBI's taxonomy places the organism in Eukaryota, Metazoa, Chordata, Mammalia, Carnivora, Ursidae. Gene Ontology annotation, molecular function: betaine-homocysteine S-methyltransferase activity. Gene Ontology annotation, cellular component: cytosol.